UACACUAACCAUACAAAGAGAACUCCUACCAGAAUUUCCUCAGAUUUUGUAAUGGAGAACAAAAAGAGUCACGAUGAUGAUACGAUGGACUUUAACAAACUUGAAAAAGAGCUGGCGAUGGCGGUAGAACAGGAUCAACGGUAUUGGAGAGAGAAUGAUGCUAAAUUUAGAGCAGUCCAUCAAAAAGUUGAAUCUUAUGAAGAAUUUAGAGACAUUGUUCUUGCUUCUCAUAUAAAGCCAUUAGAGAAGGGUGACACAUUGCAAAAUGUUACAUUUGAUGUCAAAUGGAACUCUCAUGCAGAAAAUAGUAAAGCAAAUCCACCAAGUUCUCACACAUCUGACAUUAAAAAGAGCUCCAAUCUACCCAAAGACAGCCAGGAAUUCACAAGAGAUUGGAGGCGAUACCACAAGUCAACAGCUGAUCAGUAUAACUUCCUGUUAGAAAUGGGUGGUGCUCAUCUUGGACAAAUUUUUAAAACUGACAUUAAUCUUCUUGGAGAUUUUUUGAUAGCACUUGAUUCAAAAUACCAAGAUCAGGAUAGUGAAAAUGUGACUGAGAUUCUAGAAAGUUUGUGUUCAGCUCAGAGAUUUAUCCUGUCUUUUCAGUUCUUAAGUGGAAAAGAAAAGAAGGCAUGUGAAUCAUUAAUAUUUAAAUUAGAAAAAUCAAAUGAAGACUCUGCUUGGAAAGAAAGGAUCAGAAAAUUAAAAUCCUCUUAUCAUAUGAAAUAAAUAUGUUGAAUCCU
Messenger RNA from Saccostrea echinata, 743 nucleotides. Its product is annotated as coiled-coil domain-containing protein 103-like. Gene Ontology annotation, cellular component: outer dynein arm. The record is from RefSeq and is a predicted model, not a curated record. The transcript is spliced from 3 exons. Gene Ontology annotation, biological process: determination of left/right symmetry; epithelial cilium movement involved in extracellular fluid movement; inner dynein arm assembly. Lineage: Eukaryota; Metazoa; Mollusca; Bivalvia; Ostreida; Ostreidae. Bases 52 to 729 code for a protein of 225 amino acids.